Talaromyces rugulosus is the source of this 1695-nucleotide messenger RNA. RefSeq lists its product as uncharacterized. NCBI's taxonomy places the organism in Eukaryota, Fungi, Ascomycota, Eurotiomycetes, Eurotiales, Trichocomaceae. Gene Ontology annotation, molecular function: transmembrane transporter activity. Bases 1 to 1695 code for a protein of 564 amino acids. Gene Ontology annotation, biological process: transmembrane transport. The record is from RefSeq and is a predicted model, not a curated record. The transcript has a single exon.
AUGCCAGGGACCGAUUCAACAUCCAGCAUGUCUACCAAUAUUUCGCCAUUGGAAAAUGCAUCAGGACAUGUCCCGAACGAGAAGGAACUCAUCGAUACGGAGCCCCAGCAACCAUCACAGCUCGAAAGCAACACAACAGCCUCGAACAAGGCAGCCAGCGAGGGCGAGCCAGUCUAUCCAUCUGGACUGAAGCUGGCCAUCAUCGUCAUUGGCUUGGAGCUGGGUGUCCUCUGUAUUGCCCUCGAUAACACCAUCAUCACCACCGCUAUCCCACGCAUAUCAGACCAGUUCCAUGCUCUUUCUGAUGUGGGCUGGUACGGGUCUGCCUAUCUCCUCACGCUCUCGUCCUUCCAGCUCUUCUUCGGCCGCAUGUACACCAUCUUUAACAUCAAGACAGUCUUCCUUUUCAGUCUCUUUCUCUUCGAACUUGGCUCGCUGCUCUGCGGUGUCGCUCCAAACUCCACCGCUUUCAUUAUCGGUCGCGCCAUCGCUGGCUUAGGUUCAGCCGGACUUUUCUCUGGGUCCAUGAUCGUCAUUACAUUUACUACUCCAACAGAAAAACGACCGCUCUAUAGUAGCAUGUUAAUGGCCAUGUAUGGGAUCGCCAGUGCGAUUGGUCCACUGCUGGGUGGCGUCUUUACCGACCGAGUUACCUGGCGCUGGUGCUUCUACAUUAAUCUUCCUCUUGGUGGUCUCACCGCUAUAGCGUUGAUAGCCUUCUUCAAGGCACCACCCCCAGUAUUGCAAGGCUCUAGGACAUGGCGGGAAAGCAUUGCUCGUUUUGACCCUAUUGGCACCGUUCUUUUCAUGCCGUGUAUUAUCUGUCUUCUUCUUGCGCUACAAUGGGGUGGUACAACAUAUGAGUGGAGCAAUGGGCGAAUCAUUGCUUUAUUUACAGUCUUUGGGGUUUUGUUAAUUGCUUUUCUCGCGGUGCAAAUCUGGGCUGGUGAGAAUGCCACCCUUCCACUUCGCAUUAUUAAACAACGCAGCAUUGCCUGUGGCAGCCUCUACUCCAUGUGCGUCGGAGCCUCUUUCUUCGUCAUCGGAUAUUACAUCCCGAUCUGGUUUCAAGCUAUUCGCAAUGCCUCGGCUAUGCGCUCCGGUAUCAACUUACUACCUCUGAUGCUUGCCAUGACCAUCUCCACCCUCGUUACCGGCGUAUUCGUGUCCAUCGUGGGUUAUUAUACUCCCUUUAUGUACGGUCUAGCUGUGGUCAGCUCAGUGGGCGCUGGUCUGCUAACGACCUGGACUGUCGAUGUCUCCGCGGGGAAAUGGAUUGGCUACCAGGUGCUCUUUGGUGCUGGUAUCGGCCUGGGUAUGCAGCAGAGCGUUAUCGCCUGUCAAGCUGUUUUACCUCUCUCAGAUAUUCCUAUUGGAACCUCUAUAAUCAUGUUCGCACAGAUGUUUGGCGGCUCUCUGUUCAUCAGCAUUGCUCAGAAUACCUUUACCAACCAUCUCGUUUCCGGUCUAUCAGGCAUCCCCGGUAUCAAUGCGGCAGAGGUCCUCCACACAGGUGCUACUGAGAUCACCGGUCUUAUCAAGGAUCCGGAUAUGCUGCACACUGUUCAGGUCGUCUACAACGACUCUAUAAUGAAAGCAUUUUUAGUUGGGCUUAUUAUGAUCUGCAUAUCCUCUCUUGGAGCCGCCGGUAUGGAGUGGAAAAGCGUGAAGGCGAAAAGGCCAAGAGCGGCCUAG